UUACAGAAGACCGAGUUCCUGAUCGACCUGAGAAUGUGAGAGUAAGGACAACUGCCACAACAGCAACUCUGUGGUGGGAUGCACCAUCGGAUAAAAGUACUUUGGUUCGCGGUUACACGAUCUCUUAUGGUGUCGCUACACCGUCACGACGUAUUGUUAUUGAAGGCGCAAACACGAACUCAUUCACUUUGAAUCGGCUUGAACCCGAUACCGAUUAUGUCUUUGCCGUCGGCGCCUAUAACGAAGCGGAUGGGGAAGAUGGCGAGCCGGUUCUGCUUUCUGCCCGAACCCUCCCUAGCGACGGAACACCAGCGUUUUCUCUUUGGCCUCCCAUAGCCGUACGAGCACAUUCACCUAGGCCAGGAGAAGUUCUGGUCACAUGGGAGGAUCCAAAUCCCGAACAGGACAUUGAGAAUGAGAUCGAUGGGACUCAACGGCAUUACUUGAUACAGUACGGUAUUUACCAAUCCGAGCAAUUGUCAAAAAUGCGGUCAAAUUCUCGAAGUGUUAAACUAACCGGCCUUCUACCUUCAAAAGAAUAUGAAAUCGCAGUGAAAGUCGUUGGAGAAGAUGGUCGAGAGAGUCCAUGGAGCAUUAGAGAUAUAGUACUUACACCACCAGGUAGUACUACUGUAGCGGGAGGUACUGUGACUUUUCCUUGGUUUUGUAUUUUGAGUUCGCCUAAGUUUAUUUCACAAAAAUACGCCCUUUAUUUAAAUUUGAACUUUGUCUCUGUUCAGAUCCCAACCAUGAAGUUUCACGAUAUGACUGGGAAUGCGAUUUUGAGAAGGAUAUGUGCGGAAUGCGUAAUGGAGACGGGGUGGAUUGGAUUAGAGCUGGCGGAAAUCCUCCAGCUGAUCAUGGUAGGAAUACAGAACUUUUGUAUUCAAGCACGUGCAGCAGCAAUCUUGGGGCUUAUUGUCAAGAGUAACUUUCCAUAA
Molecule: messenger RNA, 941 nt
Organism: Strongylus vulgaris
Lineage: Eukaryota; Metazoa; Nematoda; Chromadorea; Rhabditida; Strongylidae
Source: the annotation of a GenBank genome assembly